CAUUCAUAUUGUUUUCUCAAUCUUCUCAAAAUCAUAUAUAAAGCUUCUGAUUUUUUUCAGUUUUACGAGUGCUCAUGAAUCUUGCUUGGUAUUCUAUGUCGUUCAGCCUUCCCAAAUAAACAAGCAUAACUAUUAGAGUUUACAGUUUACACACAUUACAAGAAGGCCGGUUAUGUGCAGGAAAUAACGGUUAACCGUUCUCUGUUGCCCCUGCAUUGCUCGCUAAAAUAUUUGGUAGGAAAAUCAUUCCACACAAACCAAAUCAGAGAGAGAGAGAGAGGAGGAUUGUGGGAAUAAAGAACCCAUUUGCUCCUCUGCUUUGCCUUUACCAAUUCCUCCUCUCUCAUAUCUGAAAAUGUCUCUCGCGCCAAAAACCAGGGCAGAUGCACGCAAAAGCCAAUACAAGAUGUCUGUUGACAGUGAGGAGGCCCGUCGCAAAAGAGAAGAUGCUAUUGUUCAGAUUAGAAAAUCUAAACGAGAAGAAAAUUUACAGAAAAAGCGCAGAGAAGUGAAUGCCCACAUGAACGAUGGUUAUCAUCCUAGUUCUCCUUUGGAGGAAAAGUUGAAAAAUCUUCCAGCCAUUGUUCAUAUCCUUGGCUCUGAAGACAUUAAUGCUAAAGAGGCGGCUGUUGUUGAACUCAGGAAGCUGUUGUCUAUAGAACGCAAUCCCCCAAUCGAUCCUGUCGUCAGGGCUGGUGUAGUUCCUCUACUGGUUGAGAUUCUCAAGAGGAUUGAUAUGCCUCAGCUUCAGUUUGAAGCAGCUUGGUCUUUAACAAAUAUAGUCUCUGGAACAUCCGAGCACACUAAAAUUGUCAUUGAUCAUGGAGCAUUGCCUGUAUUUGUCCAGCUUCUUACUUCCAUGAAUGAUGAUGUUCGAGAACAGGCUGUCUGGGCUUUGGGAAAUAUUGCUGGAGACUCUCCUGCUCACAGAGAUCUUGUGCUAAGCCAUGGAGCAAUGAUCCAUGUCCUUGCCCUAUUUACUGAUAAUGCCAGAAUUUCAAUGAUAAGAAAUGCUACAUGGACUCUGUCGAACUUUUGCAGAGGAAAACCACAACCACAAUUUGAUCAGGUUAAAGUUGCCCUGCCAUGCCUUCAUUCACUUAUUCAUAUUCCAGAUGAUGAUGUGCUUUCAGAUGCAUGUUGGGCUUUAUCAUACCUAUCUGAUGGCCCCAAUAGCAAGAUUCAAGCUGUAAUUGAAUCAGGUGUUUGCCAGAAACUGGUUGAGCUUUUGGGGAACCUUUCAUUUAUUGUUCGUGUUCCUGCUUUAAGAACUGUGGGAAACAUUGUCACGGGUGAUGACGUUCAGACUCAAGCCAUUAUUGAUGCUCAGGCUCUUCCUCGUUUAGUGCAUCUUCUCAUGCCCGAUCAGAAGAAGAACAUAAAGAGGGAAGCAUGUUGGACAAUAUCUAACAUUACUGCAGGGAACAAAGAUCAGAUUCAGGCUGUUAUAAAUGCAAAUAUUAUUCCGCCCCUUUUAUACCUCUUGGCUAAUGGUGAAUUUGAGGUGAAGAAAGAAGCAGCUUGGGCGGUUUCAAAUGCCACUUCCGGUGGAACUAAUAAUCAGAUAAAAUACCUUGUUGGUCAAGGUUGCAUAAGGCCGCUCUGUGAUCUUCUUAUUUGUCUAGAUUCAAGAAUUAUAUCAGUUUGCCUUGAAGGCCUAGAUCACAUACUGAGAGUGGGUGAAGCUGAAAAGGAUAUGGGCAACACAGGAGGCGUUAAUAUGUAUGCACGCCUUAUUGAGGAUGCCGAAGGAUUGGACAAAAUUGAGAGUUUGCAGAUACAUGAAAAGGCAGAGGUUUAUGAAAAGUCAGUUAAGAUCCUUGAGAUGUAUUUUGCUGAUGAUGAAGAAGAGGAAGAGAUGCAAGCAAUGGCUAGUGCACCUCAGGAUCACUUUAGUUUUGACUCAAACCAGACUGCAGUUCCCCCCGGUGGAUUUCACUUCAUGUAGAUUGGAAAUUCAAACUGUCUAAGUCAUACGAGGGUCUGACUCAGAGAGAUCUGUUCUGCUAGAUCAGACAUCUUAAAUUUAAUGGUUUGUAACAAUGUGCUGUAAAAGACACAAAAUUUCUUGUGUCAUACAAAAGUGACUGAAGACUACUUGGCGUGUUGAAAACAUUUUACCACCUGAGUUUUGGCAUAAAUGAAAUUCAAAUGCUUGUCUGUACUGAGUUA
This is a messenger RNA of Cryptomeria japonica (Japanese cedar), 2172 nucleotides long. RefSeq names its product importin subunit alpha. Gene Ontology annotation, molecular function: nuclear import signal receptor activity; protein binding. Gene Ontology annotation, biological process: NLS-bearing protein import into nucleus. The transcript has 10 exons. NCBI's taxonomy places the organism in Eukaryota, Viridiplantae, Streptophyta, Pinopsida, Cupressales, Cupressaceae. The record is from RefSeq and is a predicted model, not a curated record. Gene Ontology annotation, cellular component: cytoplasm; nucleus. The coding region runs from base 356 to 1948 and encodes 530 amino acids.